Maniola jurtina (meadow brown) is the source of this 921-nucleotide messenger RNA. RefSeq lists its product as uncharacterized. The record is from RefSeq and is a predicted model, not a curated record. The coding region runs from base 55 to 822 and encodes 255 amino acids. The transcript is spliced from 5 exons. NCBI's taxonomy places the organism in Eukaryota, Metazoa, Arthropoda, Insecta, Lepidoptera, Nymphalidae.
CUCGGUUAAGUUUAACUAUUGUAAAUAUAGCUGUUGCAACGUAAGGUUUUCAAAAUGAUUUCAAAGUGGACGAUUGUUUUAUCGUGUACAUUGGUUGUAUUUUGCGAAUCAGCUUAUGUUGAAACACUACAAAAAUGUGCCAUAGAUGACCCAGCUUGUCUAAAAGGGCUUAUUCAGAAUGUUCUCAGUGAUAUAGGCAAAGGUGGUAUUGAAGAAUAUGGUUUAGCACCCGUUGAUCCACUUGAAAUUAAAGAUCUUAAAGUAUCAAUUUUGGAACUUAUGACUAUCAAUAUAGUAGAAGGAGAAGUUAGGGGGAUUAAAGACUGUGUGAUUGAUAAUAUUGUGUCCGAUGCGAAAGAGCGACGCUUUGUUAUAGAAGUUACAUGUGAUCUGAACAUAAAAGUAAAAGUUAAAUUGGGGGAACUAAGUCCGUAUGUUCAGAACGAAUUUGGAAGCAAAUCUGUCGAGGGUGGUGGCAAUGCCAAAAUAAAACUGGAUAAACUACACGUGAAAUUAGAAUAUUUCUAUGAUAUCAUCAAAAAAGAAGAUGGCGAAACGUACAUCAAAUGCAAGUCAGAAAAAACUGUUUUUGAAUAUCAAAUAGGGGAAGCUAAAGUUGUUGUCGAUAAAUUAUUGUUUGGAGAUGAAGAUUUCACUGAACAGGUCAAUGGAUAUUUUGAAAAAAAUUGGAAUUUUGCUAUAAAAACAUUUGGAAAGAGCGUCUUCGAUUUGGCUUUAGAUAUUCUGAAUAACAUUAUACAUACUUUCUUCGAUAAAACCCCAACUAAGUACUUCAUCACCAAUGAAUUAUCAAUAUCUUAAAAAUGUUAAGGUUCUCGCAUUUAUAAUAAUAUAUUAUAUCAACCCAUUAUUCAUUUAUUAUAAUUACUUAUAGUUAUUUAUAAAUAAAAACCUAUUUAU